AUGCAGCCUUUUGCCAGGGAAGUCGCUAUUGAGUCAUGGAUCUUGUAUGCUAUCGGGAUUUUGAUAAUCGGCUGUCGCCUAGCCUCCCGACGAAUAUUGCUCAAGUCAUGGAUGAAGCUGCAAAUGGAUGAUGCACUCAUGUGUUUGAUUGCGAUCACUUUCACCGGGCUUAUACUCUCAAUGAAUAGCAUGGCCCAGGUUGCCAGUAAUCCGAUUGUUCAUGAAGAAAAUCCGACACCACACGCGGUGGCACUUAUGGUGUGGGGUAACAAGAUGAUCUUUAUAGUGGAGCAGUUCGCCUUGAGCACAAUAUGGCUGGUUAAGGGCUGCCUUCUCAUUGUCUACAAUCGUUUAACGCUUAUGACAAAAGAGCAUUCAGUGGUGAAGAUAGUAACGCUGUAUGUUGUGGUCUCUUUUCUUAUCAUUGAGAUCCUCUUCUUGGGUGUUUGGUGCCAGCCGAUCAGUGAAUACUUUAAUCCUUUCACUUAUGAAUACCAAUGUGGAUCCUACUUGAACCAUUUGAUCACGACGACUAUUCUCAACAUCUCUUCGGAUUUGCUGAUGCUGGGUAUCCCAUUACCACUCUUCAUCCGAUCACAGCUACCCCUCAAGAAGAAGAUUGCCGUGUGUGCUGUAUUCAGUCUUGGUGGGAUCGUUAUCCUUAUGGCUACUUUGAAUAAGUAUUACAAUUUUAUUGAACUCGGUAGCCCUCGAUUCUUGAAAUGGUAUGCUGCGGAGGUUUCUACAGCGGUCUAUGUUGCUAAUAUGCCGCUUCUAUGGCCACUUCUUCGGCAGACCUUUAACUGCCGGACCGCCACGAGGACUGGCGUCAUUGCCCUUGCAUUCGCUAUUUCAUCCAAGGCAUCGGACGGAUUCGGUCAACUCUAUACUUCACUGCUCACAGGAGGGCAGCGUGGACACAUAUGA
Messenger RNA from Aspergillus pseudotamarii, 927 nucleotides. RefSeq lists its product as uncharacterized. Bases 1 to 927 code for a protein of 308 amino acids. Lineage: Eukaryota; Fungi; Ascomycota; Eurotiomycetes; Eurotiales; Aspergillaceae. The record is from RefSeq and is a predicted model, not a curated record. The transcript is spliced from 11 exons.